Messenger RNA from Mycotypha africana, 3492 nucleotides. Its product is annotated as PMCA-type calcium-translocating P-type ATPase. Gene Ontology annotation, biological process: calcium ion transmembrane transport; intracellular calcium ion homeostasis. The record is from RefSeq and is a predicted model, not a curated record. The coding region runs from base 1 to 3492 and encodes 1163 amino acids. Lineage: Eukaryota; Fungi; Mucoromycota; Mucoromycetes; Mucorales; Mycotyphaceae. Gene Ontology annotation, cellular component: membrane; intracellular membrane-bounded organelle. Gene Ontology annotation, molecular function: ATP hydrolysis activity; ATP binding; P-type calcium transporter activity. The transcript has 7 exons.
AUGUCCAGUCACCAGCAUGAGAAAAUUAAUCUUGCUAGUGAGGAUCCGACAGUAAUAGCAACACCUGAUCAAUCAACUGUACUGGUUGAAAAACUAGCAGCAGCAGAAGCAGGAAAAGCUCAGAAAGAUGUUAAGAUUGAUCUUCGCGAUAAUCUCACACCUCAUAAUGACCCCAACAAUCAUUUCGCCUUCACGCCUGACCAACUUUCAGCAUUGAUAGACCCCAAGAAUCUGCCACUAUUACGCUCUUAUGGAGGUCUUGCAGGUGUUGCACGUGGGUUGCAUGUUGAUCUUCAGCAAGGCUUAACGCCUAAUGCUCCAAAUCAUCCGCGUAUCACCUUAAACCAGAUAUUAAAUGAAAAGGAUGAGUCUGCUUCAGUGGAAGAGGUUGAGUUUAAGAGAACCUCGACGGUUCACUCAUUGGGUAGGCAAUUGACCCACAGAACUGACGUUACAGCCACACCAGACAUCAAUGCCUUCCCUCAAAGAAAAUCUGUAUUCGGGACCAACAUACUUCCAGAAACGGAAUCGAAGAACUUAUUACAACUCAUGUGGAUUGCUUUCCAGGACAAAACUUUGAUCCUGUUAGCAAUUGCAGCAGUUGUUUCUUUAGGUGUAGGACUAUAUGAAGAUAUUGCAGUACCAGAAUAUGAUACCUUCGGAAAUCGAAUACCCGGUGUCAAAUGGGUUGAAGGUGUCGCUAUUAUCGUAGCCAUUUUGAUCGUGGUACUUGUAGGCAGCGCUAACGAUUACCAAAAGGAGAAGCAAUUUCGUAAAUUGAAUGCAAAAAAAGAAGAUCGUGCCGUCAAGGCGACACGUGAAUCUACUGUUAUCAUGAUUUCCGUUCACGAUAUACAAGUAGGUGAUAUCCUUCAUUUAGAACCGGGUGAUAUAGUUCCUGUUGAUGGUAUCUUCAUUGAAGGCCACAAUUUGAAGUGUGAUGAAUCUGCUGCCACUGGUGAAUCUGAUGCUGUUCGUAAACAAAAUUGGCAGCUGUGUGAGAGGCUGGCUCAACAGCAACCUGAUAAUUAUAUUGAACCCCGUUCUCUGACUGAUUCACCUUCAUCUACUCCAGACCCUUUCAUCAUUUCUGGUUCUAAAGUUUUGGAAGGGGUCUGCACUUAUUUAGUCACAGCUGUUGGUGAAAACUCUUACUUUGGACGUACAAUGAUGGCUUUACGUACUGAACCCGAAAGCACUCCUUUACAAGAAAAGUUAAAUGCUUUAGCUGAGCUAAUCGCUAAAUUAGGUUCAGCCGCUGGUUUAUUGAUGUUGAUUGUCCUAUUGAUUCGCUAUUUUGUCAGCUGGAAAGAUGGCAUCCCUGAUCAACCCACAACUAUUGUCUUGGACAUAAUGAAGAUAUUGAUUGUUGUUGUUACUAUCGUUGUUGUUGCUGUGCCUGAAGGUUUACCGUUGGCUGUUACUCUAGCACUUGCAUACGCAACUCAACGCAUGCUUAAAGAUAACAAUUUGGUUCGUGUCUUAGCUGCAUGCGAAACGAUGGGCAAUGCUACUACCGUAUGUUCUGAUAAGACCGGUACUUUGACUCAGAAUAAAAUGUCUGUCGUUGCUGGUACUUUUGGUUCAUCCUUCCGUUUCAUAAAGAAUCCACCAGCUUCCCGCUCUGACCUGAUUGACAUCAAGAACAUCCCAGACAAAGCCUCUAAAGGAGCUCUUAACAUUAUCAACCAAUCCAUUGCUGUCAAUUCUUCUGCUUUCGAGGGUGAAAAUGAAAAUGGUGAACCCUGCUUUAUCGGUAACAAAACUGAAACCGCUUUACUGCAAUUUUCUCGCGACAUCAAAGCUGAACAUUACAACACGCUUCGUACCCGAUGGACUAUUGAACAAGUUUUCCCCUUCAGUUCUGAACGUAAAGCAAUGGCUACUGUUAUGCAGAUACCGCAUCCUACGAACCCUGACCAGGUGAUAUACCGAGUGCAUGUAAAAGGUGCAUCUGAAAUCAUUUUGGGACUCUGCUCUCGCGUACUCACUCUUCAGAAGGGGGGUCAAUCUCGUGAACUCAAUGCUGAUGACUACAGUCGAAUUGAGCGCAUAAUACAAAGCUAUGCUACAAGAAGUCUCAGGACAAUCGGUAUUGCUUACCGUGACUUUGAACAAUGGCCUCCCAAAGGCCCCCGUGAAAACAUGGACGAUGAGGUUCCCUACGAAGACAUUGUCCAAAAUAAAGAUCUCACUUUCCUUGGUGUUGUCGGUAUCGAAGAUCCUCUUCGUGAAGGAGUACCCGAAGCUGUUCAAGCUUGUCAACGUGCUGGUGUAUUUGUUCGUAUGGUGACAGGUGACAAUUUGGUCACUGCCAAAUCGAUUGCGAAACAAUGUGGUAUUUACACUCCUGGUGGCAUUGUCAUGGAAGGUCCUACUUUCCGUAAACUCCCUACUUCUGAGAUGGAUGCAAUUUUGCCACGCCUACAGGUUUUAGCCCGUUCUAGCCCUGAAGAUAAACGUAUUUUGGUCAGCAGACUCCGAGAAUUAGGUGAUAUUGUUGCAGUUACAGGUGAUGGCACAAACGAUGGUCCAGCUCUAAAAAUGGCAGAUGUCGGCUUUUCUAUGGGCAUUGCUGGUACUGAGGUUGCCAAAGAAGCUUCCAGUAUUAUAUUGAUGGACGAUAACUUUUCCAGUAUUGUGAAAGCCAUUAUGUGGGGUCGCUGCGUCAACGAUGCAGUAAAGAAAUUCUUGGAAUUCCAAAUUACGGUUAAUAUCGUCGCCGUCAUCCUAACUUUCAUUUCUGCAGUUGCAAGCAGCGAACAAAAAUCUGUAUUAACAGCUGUACAACUUUUGUGGGUUAACCUAAUUAUGGAUACUUUUGCUGCUCUUGCCUUAGCCACGGAUCCUCCUACAGAAGAAUUAUUGAACCGACAACCCGAAUCCCGUACUGCCCCUCUUAUCACAUUCAAAAUGUGGAAGAUGAUCAUCGGUCAAGCUAUCUUCCAAUUGGUGGUCACUCUCAUUCUACUUUACAGCAAAGUGCUCAACUACCCUACUGAAAGCGCUACAUUACAAACAAUUGUCUUUAAUACUUUUGUAUUCUGUCAAAUCUUCAAUGAAAUCAAUUGUCGAAAAAUUGAUAACAACCUCAACAUCUUCUCUAACAUCCUCGCCAACAAGUUCUUCCUUGUCAUUUUCUUUAUUUGCGUUGUUGGACAAGUUGUUAUUGUUCAAUUCGCUGGGCCAGCCUUCCAAGUUGUGCCUCUCAAUGGUGUACAAUGGAGCAUCGCCAUUGUUAUUGGCUUAUUAUCCCUACCUAUUGGUGUGAUUAUUCGACUUAUUCCUGAUAGUGCAUUUGGUUUCUUAUUCUUCAAUCCUGCCACUCGUGACAAGUAUUUGGGAGGAAGUCAAAAUGCUGUGCCUUCUGUCUACGUUGCUGGAAACGAAAGAUUACCGUACAAUUCAAGAUCAAACACCAUGCGGUCUCGAACAUCAAAGCAUAAUGAUAAUCAUUCUUUUACAUCAGGAUCCGUUCAUAGUUUUGAUUAA